This is a messenger RNA of Ixodes scapularis (black-legged tick), 6065 nucleotides long. Its product is annotated as A disintegrin and metalloproteinase with thrombospondin motifs 7. Gene Ontology annotation, cellular component: extracellular matrix. The record is from RefSeq and is a predicted model, not a curated record. The transcript is spliced from 21 exons. Gene Ontology annotation, molecular function: metalloendopeptidase activity. Gene Ontology annotation, biological process: extracellular matrix organization; proteolysis. Bases 141 to 3761 code for a protein of 1206 amino acids. NCBI's taxonomy places the organism in Eukaryota, Metazoa, Arthropoda, Arachnida, Ixodida, Ixodidae.
UCUCUCGCGUCGCGCCGGCGUCGGUGGCGUCGGCGCGUCCCGCCGCCGGCCGCUGAGCCGCUGAGCUCGUCGAGCUCGUUCGCCUUCCCUCGUUUCAGUGGCGCGUUCGUUGCCUGGCGUCGGUCUACGCGGUUCACGCGAUGUCGUCGCGUUGUCAACCCGCGUGCUGGCUCGGUUCGCUGAUCUGCCUGCUUGUCGCCGUGUGCGUGGGUACGGCGACGCUACUGCGAGGAAGAGGCCGGCACGACAGUGUUGCAGACACCCUUCACGCAUUGCCGGCAGGCAGUUCAGCGGUCGUGCUUCCACAGAGGGUGACAUCAUCGGGACGCUUUCUUAGCCACGCGGUCCAUCACGAAGGACUCAAAGCCUUUGACAGACGACGGCGGCGCCGCAGACGAUCUGCCGACAACCCGGAGUUGGAAUCCGGACUCCACUUUCGUCUGCCUCUGCCGGGUUCGGAAACAGACCUAUUACUUCGAUUGGAUCGAAAUGAUAAUCUUCUGGCUCCGGGCUUUGUGCUCGAACACCGUCUCGGCUACGAAUUGGAUCCUGUCGGCUACACCACGAGAAACCUGACUCGUGUCUCGGACCCGGGUUGCUACUACAGGGGAUCUCUACGAAACGGAAAUGGAUCUGCAGCCUUGUCAACGUGCAAAGGACUGGCUGGUUUUGUGCGGACCGACCGGGAAGAUUACCUGGUGGAGCCAUUGGCUCCUGCUCAAGGUCACGGGCCACAGCCGCAUCUAGUCUACAAACGUUCAGCGCUACUGGACAAUCCGCCCGGAGGGCACAUUGGGGAGGACCACUUCUGCGCCACACAGGGCACGGCUCCACAUCCUAGUGUUGUACCUGAUGCACCCUCUGGUGGCGGCCCUCGAGUGAAGCGGUCGGUUAGUCUGGAGCGCAAUGUGGAGACACUGCUGGUGGCUGAUCGCACUAUGGUGGAGUACUACUCCAACGAAGACUUGCAGACCUAUCUGCUCACCGUUCUCAACAUGGUGUCGACACUAUUCCACGACGCGAGCAUCGGAAACGCCAUCAAUGUGGUCCUGGUCAGGAUGAUCCUGCUUGAGCCAGAGGCUGCUCAGGAGGGUCAAGUUCCACCAGCGGAGGAUAUCGACCAACUUCAGGUGGACGAGUCAGCGGACGGGACGCUAAAGAGCUUUUGCCGGUGGCAGCGGUUCGUGAACCCGUCCGACGAGAGUCACCCGAAUCACCACGACCUAGCCAUUCUUGUCACCAGGUUCAACAUGUGUGCUCCAGGCCUAGAGCUCUGCUCCACGCUGGGAUUGGCUGAGGUGGCCGGCAUGUGCCAGCCACAGCGGAGCUGCAACGUCAACCAGGACUCCGGCCUCACCCUUGCCUACACCAUCGCCCACGAGAUGGGACACAAUUUUGGGAUGAGCCACGAUGGUCCGCACAACGGCUGCCAGGCACCGGCCGGUCUCCGCCAGCACGUGAUGGCCCCUCACCUGAGCUCGGACCCGUCGCCGCUGGUUUGGUCCAAUUGCAGCCGUGAGGAGAUCACCAGGUUUCUUGAUCGCGACUGGGGCAGUUGCCUGGAUGACGAACCGCGAGCGCACCAGUUCACAUUCCCCCUGCUUCCACCGGGAGCAAUGUACGACGCCGACCACCAGUGCAGACUGCAGUACGGCCCCGCUGCAGAGCACUGCGAUGGCAUUGAGGAAGUGUGCCGGACGCUGUGGUGCCGCCUGGGGAGCAAGUGCGUCACCAAGAUGGAGCCUGCUGCUCAGGGGACCGUCUGCGACAAGAACAAGUGGUGCUACCUGGGCGAGUGCACUGAGAUGGGCGAGCGGCCGGAAGCCAUCGACGGACACUGGGGCCCCUGGUCCAACUGGUCCGAUUGCUCGCGUAGCUGUGGAGCAGGCGUCAUGUCCUCGGAGCGGCACUGUGACCACCCUAGGCCAGCAUAUGGGGGCCGCUACUGCAUCGGCGAGAGGAAGCGCUACCGAAUGUGCAACACGCAGAGCUGUGCUGAAGAUGCCCCCAGUUUCCGUGCUGUACAGUGCAGCCAGUUCAACAAUGUGCCUUACAAGGGUGAACUGUUCAACUGGUCUCCAGUAUCCAGUCCUGCUACCCCUUGUCAGCUCCACUGUAAGCCAGAUGGCAAGUUCUUCUCACUGAUGCUGAAGGAGUCUGUGACGGACGGAACACCAUGCAGCCCUGGGGCAAGAGAUGUGUGCAUCAAUGGAAAGUGCAGGAGGGUGUCAUGUGACUGGGGCAUCGAGACCAGUGCCCAGGAGGACCGUUGUGGCAUCUGCCAUGGGGACGGCACGCGCUGCAUCACUGUCCGCAAGGAGUUCACCCAGAAAGAGGGCCUCGGUUACACAGAGAUUGGGCGCAUCCCACGCGGUGCCCGCAACCUGAGGGUGGAGGAGCUGGCUUCGUCCAGCAACUAUUUGGCGGUGCAGGGAGCGUCGGACGGGGAGUUCUUCCUCAAUGGCGACUGGUUCGUGCAAUGGAGCGGGGAGUAUGCUGCCGCCGGAACCACCCUUUUCUACCAGCGGCAGGGCGAGAAGGACUUGCUGCACGCACCGGGGCCCACCAAGCAGGAGCUGGUCCUUUACUUGCUGUUCCAGUCGGAAAACCCUGGGUUGAAGUACGAGUACACGGUGCCGGAGCUGAACGCGAGCCGCCGUCCGGAGUUCCACUGGCGCUGGUCCGACUGGAGUCCGUGCACGGUGACGUGUGGCGGCGGCGCCCAGGAGUCGCCCCCCAAGUGCGUGGAGAAGGAGGCGGGCCUGGUGGAGGACACUUAUUGCGAGGGUGUGAGCCCGCCGAGACCAGCUACACGACGCCGCCCCUGCAGUCGUCAACCCUGCCCUGCACGCUGGUGGACAGGUCCGUGGCAGCCUUGUUCGGCCACAUGCGGUGGUCUCCGUCGCCACACCGUGCUGUGUGUGCGUUCGCGUGGCAAGGCAGACCAACUGGCGCUGAAUCAGGAGGCUUGCGACCCCUCUACCAGACCGGCCGACACCGAACCCUGUCCAGACGAUGCGAGGUGCCACACCGUGCAUGGCAACACCACUACGCCUGGUCCGGCGAUCACCUGCAGCACCGGUGAUCAAUCCAACGAAUGCACCUCCCCGCAGUCAACCCCCUCGCCCACAUCUUUGCCUCCUUCCUCAACUGCGUGCGAGAGCAAUUCAACUUGUGCCCCGGAUCCGUCCAAGCCCACAGAAGUCCCGCCACGUCCGACCGAGAGCGCACUGGACAUCCAGACCAACGUGGUGCUGGACGUUCCUCUGGGCGACGCUCCCGGCGACUUCUGGAACCUCUCGGGGAUCUCCGGGCUCCCCGAGAUCCUCCACCUCCCGGUGCCACGAAAGACGGUGGUCCUUGAAGACGCCCGUUAUGCCUGGCGAGCGUCCAAGUGGUCUAAGUGCUCACGUGGCUGCGGCGGCGGUGAACGACGGCGGCGGGUGAAGUGCGUGGACAAGGUGACUCAGCGCGAGGUCCCCCAGGAAUCGUGCUACCUGCACACACAGCACCUCAAGCCUCCCGAGAGAUCCGCGUGCAACUUGGACCUCUGUCUGGCCUGGACCUCCUACGACUGGUCAAAGUGCUCCGCGAGGUGUGGCCCCGGCAACAAGCAUCGGGAGGUGAGCUGCCCCAUCCGCGAUCGCUGCGACCCGUCCCGGCGACCCGCCAACAUGACCACCUGCAACCGGGGGCCCUGUCCCACGGAAGCCACGCCCCAGCCAUCUUCCGCCUCGACCGAACUUCAGAACCACCCGUGACGUCCGUCUCGACGCGGCGGAGUGAUCGUCCCGGAGUGCGUGCCUUAGGGACAGCGUGUGCGAGAAGCCCUCCACUAUACUCUGUUCACCUCCAAGCUAGUGCGCCAGGAGCUGCGUGCUCGCCGGAACAAUCAGCCGCCUCCCUUUCCUCACCUGACCCCGAUCUCUACCAAAGAGAGCCUUAGAGCUGAAUUUACAUACGUCACUAAAGAAGGCGACCGUAGGGCACAGAUCGGAGACGGCUGCUGGGUCAGCGUUCGGCUGGAACUCGCGCUUAAUCAGUGAGAAGUCGAUGUCUCGGCUGAGUGUUCACGCACCAGUCAUUUGUGAUCUGUGCACUAAGGAGGCCUUCUUUAGUGACACAGGAAAAUUCGGCACUAUAAGGCUUUCUUAUGUAGAAGGUGUUGUCCCUAUGCGGGGGUAUGGGCAGGGGUGCAAUUACAUGCCGAAAGGUAAACGCUUGACUGGUUCAACGAGCACGUAGCUUCUGCCACACUAUCACCUUGGCAGUGGAGGGGGUACACCAGCGAUGCCUCCUCAGAGCGCGCUUGGGGAAGAAACCGGUAUCUGCAACAAAAAUGGCAAAUGGCCUUGGCCACCUCUGGUGCUUGAAGCACCACGCAGCGAUCUAGUGGUAGCGGGGAGAACCAGUGGCAUGCCUUAUUGAUGCCUUGUUUCGUCUUAAACUGAGCCCUCGGAGGGGAAUGAGAGCAUGAGCAGGUAGCUUUGAGCAGAGCCGUCUUUUGGGAGAGUUUGGCCAGUCUAUGAUCUCGCCGCCGUAACGACCCCAUCCCGAGUGAGCCAAUCAGCCCACAGCGCAGAGCUAGAGGCGUGAGUGCAUGCGCGUGAACUCCCGGCUGCUCCCAGCUGAGCGGGGAGGGACGCCAUUUUCAUUCAUUCGCCCGGUGCAAUGCAUGGGAUCGACAUCCAAAUUCUGGUUCCUUCCUAUUAUUUGGCAGGCUCUGGCAAGAAAAUGAUAGUGUUAUUUGUCGGUGGCUUGAGAAGCUAACGAAUGAAGCUUCUUCACGUUUGAACACAAACUUUGAUUCAGGCAAAAAAGAAAUAAGCCCAAAGCAGAUGACGCAUAGCCUCAACAGUGCUCUGCGCCGACGGCGUUGCGUCAAAAUGGCGGUCGUCUCCUCUUUGCUCCCUCAUUUCUUCGUCGCUCCUUCGGCGCUCUCCUCUCUUUGCUUCACUUUUCUCCUCUCCAGUGCCUUCAUCACCUUACCCACUGGCCAGACUCUCAAUAUGUGGCUCUGGCUUUGAUAAAUACUUUUCUCUUAUAUGUGCUCUCUUGAGCAGCAGAGUGGCUUCUUAAAGCUAUGAGCUUGCACUUGUAACCUUUUGCUGUGUGCUCACUUUAUAGCUGGUCUUGACAAGGUGUCCAGCACUUAUGCAGCAUGAUAAUAGAAAGUCUACCAUGUAGUUUUCUUUCAGUUCUUAAUUUUUUUACUUUAAUGUUCAAUGUUGGAAAUGGAGGCCCCUAGUUCUGCCAUGUUGCCAUUUGAGUGCUACCUAGCGCUGCAGGCUUUCGGAGGUUUGAGCCGCGAGAUUGAGCUGCCACAGGUUUCGGGCAGUUCAUGGCUUGUCUUUUUUCGAGGAUUCUGUUAGAUAAAAAAAGAAAAUUGUAGGUUAUUCGCCUGCAUCGCAUUCGAUUUGCCCGAAAUCCACAGAGCAGUGCAAGGAGUGAAGGAUGAGGUCAUCCCUGUUUGCAAACUAGGAUUGUGUAUCACAUUGUCAAACAUUCGACAGUCCAUGUCAGCAAUAUACUAAGCCGAGGUUGGCUGUACACGGCACUAACUCAUUCAAUACCAGUGAAGAAAGAAGUCAGCUCACCAAACUGGCGCUGGCAUAUCAGCCUUCCUAUAUACACUUCUUAAGCAUGUGUGCAAUUGUUGUGUGCUUUUCGUUUUCCUUUUAAGCUUCCCCCACCCUCAGGUCAAUUGUGGGUCGGUUUUCUUUUAUCCCUUGUCAUUUGAUUAACUCAUUUUUUUUAUUGUUUUUUUUACCCUUACUGACCAAAACCAAACUAUGCCAAAUACUAUGGUGCCCGUGGCUUUUCAUGCGGGUACGAUGUAUGUAAUGCAACAACUGCGGCGUUUGUCCUAAGGUGCCUUUGUGGGAAGAGGAUGGGCUGCCAUUGUAAUGUCCCUUUUGAUAUUAUUACCAAGCGGAAAUGUGUCUUGCCCCUUGCCCCCACCCCACCAAUAAGAGUCACAAUUAAGUGAGCGGUAUGAUGCAUAGGCCGACGUGUAGUGGUUAAUACUCCCCGUGUAUAUUUAUAAAAGUGAUAGUUACCUAGUU